Messenger RNA from Dujonia railenensis, 1407 nucleotides. Lineage: Eukaryota; Fungi; Ascomycota; Pichiomycetes; Serinales; Debaryomycetaceae. The record is from the annotation of a GenBank genome assembly.
AUGAAGUUUUUUCACUUGCUCUUUCUCUCGGUCUUCUUGCUGCUUAUUGACGCUGCACCUACAUCAGAUCUCCAAGCAAGGGGGUUUCCCGUUAAGCCUAGUGACGAUCCCUUUUAUCAACCUCCUAGUGGAUAUGAAGACAAACCUCUUGGUACCAUUUUAAGAAUAAGAAAGCAAACUAACGCCUAUGGUAUUAUUAUCUUCCAGGCAAAAGUAGAAUCUGUCUAUCAAAUAUUAGUUCGUUCGGAGGAUUCUUUUAAUCAACCAAUUGCUGUUAUGAGUACACUCUUCGUUCCAUACAAUGCUGAUCCCUCUAAAUUACUCUCAUAUCAAGUUGCUCAAGAUUCUUCUUGUCCUGAUUGCGCUCCAUCUUACGCAAUGCAACUUUGGACUAAUCCAUUAACUUGGGUCACGGCUCAAAUAGAGCAGUUAUUACUUCUUGCUGCAUUUGAACAAGGUUAUUAUGUUGUCGUUCCUGACCACGAAGGUCCAAAGUCUGCAUUCAUUGCCGGUUGGCUGGCAGGUAAAGCCGUUCUAAAUACCAUUAGAGCCGCAUUGAGUUCAGGUAGUACAACUGGUGUUAAUUCUGAUGCCGAUGUGGUGAUUUGGGGUUAUUCUGGAGGUGCACACGCAACGGCGUGGACUUCACAGUUGCACCCAUCUUACGCACCUGAAUUGAACAUUCUUGGUGCCGCAAUGGGUGGUAUUCCAGUCAACGUUACCCAUGUUGCUUUAAACAAUAUGGGGACCAUAUGGGCAGGUUUCAUAUUCACUGCAAUUAAUGGACUCAGUCACGAAUAUCCUGAAUUAGGUGAGUUUGUAAAGGAGAAAGUUUAUCCUUCAAAAUAUAAACAAUUCACCAAUACAGACAAUUUAUGCCUUAUUGAGACCAUACCUUUGUAUCUCUUUCAAACAUGGGAUGAUUACUUAGAGGAAGGAAGCGAUGUGUUAUAUGAUCCUAUCGUUAAAAAUGUAACCGAUGCUCAAAAUUUGCUUACAACUGGAAAUAUUCCUGAUAUUCCAACAUUCAUCUAUUCUAGUGAAAAUGAUGAAAUUAUUCCUAUUGACGAUACAGACUCAUUAUAUGAGUUAUAUUGUUCAAAAGGAGUUAGUGUUGAACUCAGAAAGGAUACUUUCUCGGAACAUAUCAUCGCAGCUGUAUCUGGAGCAGGUCUUGCCUUCAAUUUUGUAAAGGAUAGGUUUGACGGAGUACCUGUAAAUCCUCAAUGUCAAACUUCUACAUCACUUAGCAAUAUUUUUGACCCUACUAGUUUAGAUGGUUUGGGAUCUCUCGUGAAGGGAAUAUUGUUAACAUUAAUCGGUUCUAAACUUGGUCCAGACAACCAGGUUAUCACUUCAUCUAAUUCAACUGAUGACGUCCUUAGUAGCUAUGGUCUUAGAAGGUGA